Molecule: messenger RNA, 3301 nt
Organism: Archocentrus centrarchus (flier cichlid)
Lineage: Eukaryota; Metazoa; Chordata; Actinopteri; Cichliformes; Cichlidae
Gene: cfap251
Product: cilia and flagella associated protein 251
Exons: 20
Coding region: 227-3160 (977 amino acids)
Cellular component (GO): sperm flagellum
Molecular function (GO): protein binding
Source: RefSeq, a predicted model, not a curated record
ACGAAAUGCUUUCCUGAAGCAGCAGCAAGACGUAAUAGACAGAUUUAAACGUUUAACCUUAAAUUUAGGAAGGAAUCAAAUGAUAAAGAACUGAUCUUGUACUGAAAUGCGCCGUUUUUGUAAUAUACGGCUGUUAAUGUUUGGCUGAUAUAAUCUACAGUUAACUUCAGCAUUAGGAUAAAAGGUGGGAGGCUCAUAAAGUUGUCUAAAGGUAGAGGUAAUUAUAAUGGAGCCAUCCACAAGCUACAAAGCUGAAGAGCAGCCAGUGGUGGGAGAAGUACUGGGCAGCGGAGCAGCAGGUGAGGAUGAAGAAAAGCAGACGCAAAAGUCUAACAUACUGAGGGGGACUGGGCAGUCUCAAGUCUACACUGCAACAAGAGAUACACUUUUCUCAAAGAAGAUAACUGAUGCUGAAGCACAUGCAAUAUCACUAGAAUUCAUCUUUGGCAUGAAUCAUGCUCUUCCUGUUUUCACGCUGCAAGACCGCGAUGAGCUGGUGCUCCUCUUUGCUGCGGCUCAUGUUGGGGUUAUUUACAAUCACACCUCAAAGUCCCAGCACAUGCUUAAGGGCCACUCCCACUCCAUUUCAUCUAUGUGUGUGAGUGAAGACAGACGCUGGAUUGCAACUGCAGACCGGGGGCCAAAAUGCAUGGUGAUCAUAUGGGACUCCUACUCUGGUAUUCCUGCGCACACCUUAUUCGAUUGCCACCCUGACGCCGGUGUGACCGCGGUAGCAUUUUCAAGUGACACAAAACAUCUGGCAACCCUUGGGACAGAAGAAGUUCAACGUGUGUGCAUUUGGGACUGGACCAAUGAAUCAGAAAAGCCUCUGUGGUUUACUGAGCUCAAUCCUAAAUAUGGUUUUCAAGAUCACAUCAUGUUUAGGCCGGAGGACAGCUCUCAGCUGCUCAGCAGCAGUGAAAGUCAUGUGUUAUUCUACAGCAGCGCCUGUGGAAGCCUGCAGUACACUGACCUGAAGUUCAAGAAGUUCAGUAAGGAAACCAGAGGUGCUACUGAAUUUACUUCUGACUACUCUGAAAAUUUCAGCACGGCUAAUAUGUCUCUCAGUCGGUCUGUGUUUCACUGGAAAAAGCCUGCGAUCUUAAUAGCCUCUGGAGGCAGUGUUGUGGUGUGGUAUGUGAAGGAAGAGUUGCUUACUAACAAGAACCUAACCAAACGCAUAACCAGACAAAUCGACCUCCAGCAACAGCAAAUCACUGUUCUGGCCAUCACUGAUGGCUGCAUUGUAACUUGCAAUACUCAAGGCCACAUCCAUUUUUACAAUGAGGAUUUCCAUCUCCUUGCUUGGUACACUGAACUAAAUCUGGAAGCCAUUCUUUCCAUUUCAUUUUCCAAAGAAUGGAAGAAGAGAGAGCAGGAGUACAGUGUGGAACCCAAACCCUUAAUUACCAGGAACUUUGUUGUGGCCAGUGCCAGUCACGGAGUUAUACAUGUGAAUGCAGAGAGCCUCAUCACUCAAACUGUGCUGCACGAGGAAUACAAGCCUAUAUAUGCGGUGGCAUGCCACCCCAGUCAGCCAACUGUGGUCAUCGGCAAUCACGGAGGCAUUUUAAAAAUGUGGGACUAUAAUACCAAAAUGAUUACAGGCAGAAAGGUCUUUAAAACUGAGAAGCAGAUUCAGUGUGUCACUUUUGACCCUACAGGAUUAUAUCUGGCAGUGGGUUUUGGUAAUGGAGCUAUUCACAUACUGAAUGCCUGUACUUUACAAAGUGAUCCAGAGGAAGGGUUACGUUACACCAAAGACAGCAUCCAUCUCAUCACCUUCUCCUCAGACUCAACUUAUCUCGCCACUGCGGAUGAUGGAAAAGCAGUGUCAGUGUUUCACUUGAACACUAAAGAAGGAUUUUCAUCUCAGUGGAUGUAUCUGGGCAGAGUCCGCUCUCACUACAAGCCCAUCAAAGAUCUUCUUUUCGGGGUUCACCUGGACAACACCCAACCCAGACUGCUCUCUCUGGGAAUGGACUGCCAACUGGUGGAGUACGACCUGGAGCACAGUGACGUGGACAAGCUCCUCAUCUUACGCUCGGAGCGCAUUGAACAAAGUGGCGUGCCGACGUGCAUGACUUGGUAUCCUCCCAUCACGACAGAGCAGUUUCUCCUCACUGUCUCAGAUCAAUAUAAGAUGAAGCUUUUCAAUAGCACAACAAUGAUGUGCAGAAAGACCCUUCAAGGCCCAACAUUUGGCUCUCCAAUUAAAAACAUAGUGGUUCUACCCAAGUCUGAAAAAGCUGACACAAACUCAUAUUGCCUGGCUUUCAUCACAAAGGAAAAGUUGGGUCUCCAGAUUCUGCCCCUAGAUGGGAACCCCUACAAGUCAAAUGCUUUGAUCUGCCAUUCAGCAGGCGUGUCUGCGUUUGCCUGCUCCUAUGAUGGCAGAUUGAUUUUUACGGCAGGAGGAUCAGACUGCGCAGUCCUCUCAUGGGAAAUAAACUUGAAUGUGCUGGAGGGAGCAGCUGCUUUGGGCGGAAAGGACAUGGUACCAUUUUACAGUCUCUUAGAGGGAGGACAGGACGGCAGGUUCUACAGAGAGAUCGAAGACUUUUUCUACUACUGCCAAAUCCAUCAUCAAGGCAUGGACUUGAUGGAAGAACGACAAGUGUCCUCCAAAAUCCCAUUGUCAGAGGUUCCCUCUCUAAUGAGAGCUUUGGGCUACUACCCUACUGAACAAGAGAUAGAAGACAUGCUAAAUGAGGUCAAGUUCAGCAAGUAUGCUGAAACAGGAAAAUAUGUAACUGACAUUGACAUUGAGGAGUUUAUCAAGCUGUAUGUCAACCACCGGCCAGCCUUCAGCAUCUCUAGCAAUGAUGUGGUUAAAGCUUUUCGCGUCCUUGGUAGCAUUGACAGUACAGGACAGCCUGUGCUGCAGAGACAAGAGCUGCUAGAACUUCUACAGGUUCGAGGAGAACACAUGACAGAGGAAGAGGUGGCGGAGUGUUUUGCUGCACUUUUAACCCUCAAUGAUGAGGCAGAGGAGGAAGAAGAAGGGGGACUUUCUGAACCUAAAAGUGGAGAUUCAGAACAUACACUGGGCUGUGUGAUCCCAUGUGAGAUAUCUGUGGAGACAUUUACAGGUCAUAUCCUAGGCUUCCCAUCCUCAGCAGAGCAGAGAGGAGCAGCAGGUCUUCCCCCUCCAGAGUGACAAAGCAAAAACACAUCUGCAUGAGAAGCUGUGUUUAUGAUGAGGUUUUAACUCUGCUGGUCUGUUUAAAGCUUAUAACAUGUCAUUAACAGAAGAUUGAGUUGAAUUUUAUGUUUUACUUAAAAUAUGCAACUUGUAUCC